Messenger RNA from Corylus avellana, 2722 nucleotides. RefSeq names its product CDC27 family protein (gene HBT). Gene Ontology annotation, biological process: protein ubiquitination; cell division; metaphase/anaphase transition of mitotic cell cycle. Gene Ontology annotation, cellular component: anaphase-promoting complex; cytoplasm. NCBI's taxonomy places the organism in Eukaryota, Viridiplantae, Streptophyta, Magnoliopsida, Fagales, Betulaceae. The record is from RefSeq and is a predicted model, not a curated record. Gene Ontology annotation, molecular function: protein binding.
GUGCCGCCCUGAUUUGAACCUAAAAGAAGCCCCCAAAACCAGAAACCCCCCUCUCUUUCUCGCUGUGAGAAUCAAGGCAGCCAUGGAAGCAAUACUCACAGACUGCGUACAGAACAGCCUUCGUCAUUUCGUAUACCGAAACGCCAUUUUCAUCUGCGAACGCCUCUGCGCUGAGUUCCCCUCUGAGACGAAUAUGCAAUUAUUAGCUGGCUGUUACUUGCACAACAAUCAAUCUUAUGCCGCGUACCAUAUUUUGAAGGGAAUGCAAAUGGCUCAGUCCCGCUACUUGUUUGCACUAUCAUGCUUUCAGAUGGACCUUCUUAAAGAAGCCGAAGCUGCAUUAUGUCCUGCUAAUGAGCCAGGUGCAGAGAUUCCAAAUGGUGCAGCCGGUCAUUACCUUCUAGGGAUUAUUUACAGGUACACUGAUAGAAGGAAAAGUGCUGUACAUCAUUUUAAGCAGGCAUUAUCAGUAGAUCCUUUAAUGUGGGCUGCAUAUGAGGAGCUAUGUGUAUUAGGCGCUGCUGAAGAAGCAACUGCAGUUUUUGGUGAAGCAGCUGCUUUUUGCUUACAAAAGCAGUACUUACCCCAUGGAUUAGCUUCCCAAAGCUUGAACAUGCCAAAUGAGGAUCGUAGCUCAGUUUCUGCUAGGAACUUUGUUCCAGGCCCAGAUGAUGCCAGUCCAAGGCAGUUGAAACACAUGCAAGGCAAUAACCUAAGAGAUAUUCCUGGAAAUUAUCAUGGAGCAGCUGCUGUUCAGCCUUUAAAUGGCAGUUCAUCAAACAUAUCAUUCUAUAAUACUCCUUCACCAAUGGUUUCACAGUUGUCAGGUGUUGCUCCACCACCUUUGUGCAGAAAUGCGCAGCCAAAUGGUCCAAACCCAAGUAUACUCGGUGCUGAUAGCUCUCCAAGGUCAACCGUGAACUCUACUAUUCAAGCCCCUCGAAGAAAGUUUGUGGAUGAAGGAAAAUUACGGAAGAUUUCUGGGAGGUUAUUUUCUGAUUCUGGCCCUCGACGAAGUACAAGGCUUUCUGGAGAUUCAGGGGCCAACACAAAUGUGAGCGCCACAAUGGUUGUUGGAAAUGGAACUAGCAACGCUUCUAAAUAUCUUGGCGGUUCCAAGCUGAGCUCUAUGGCAUUUCGUGCUGUGACAGUUCGUAAGGGUCAGUCAUGGACAAAUGAAAAUAUUGAUGAAGGGAUACGCAAUGAGACUUUUGAUGAUUCUCGUUCAAAUACCACAUUGACAACUUCUAGUUCAUCUCCCUCUGGUGAUACUAGAUCCCUUGAACAAGAAGGAGCAACUAUUCCAAUUAGUGCAGCUAUUAUGAAUGGCUCAAGAGUCAUUAGCGGUGCUUCAGAAAUAAUGGGCCUUUUGAGAACUCUUGGGGAAGGCUACAGACUUUCCUGCAUGUACAGGUGCCAGGAAGCACUGGAUGUAUAUCUUAAGCUUCCACAGAAGCAGUAUAACACAGGCUGGGUGCUUUCCCAGGUUGGAAAAGCAUAUUUUGAACUGGUAGAUUAUUCAGAAGCAGAUUGGGCCUUCACUCUUGCCCGCCAGGCAUCCCCUUACAGUUUAGAAGGAAUGGAUAUGUAUUCUACAGUUCUUUAUCAUUUGAAGGAAGAUAUGAAGUUAAGUUACCUGGCUCAAGAACUUAUAUCAACUGACCGCUUAGCUCCUCAAUCUUGGUGUGCUAUGGGAAAUUGCUAUAGCUUGCAGAAAGACCAUGAAACUGCUCUGAGAAAUUUCCAGCGAUCCGUUCAACUUAAUCCGAGAUUUGCAUAUGCACACACUCUUUGUGGUCAUGAAUAUGUAGCUUUGGAGGAUUUUGAGAAUGGAAUUAAGAGCUACCAGAGUGCACUUCAGGUUGACGCAAGACAUUAUAACUCCUGGUAUGGGCUUGGAAUGAUAUAUCUCCGCCAAGAGAAGUAUGAGUUUUCAGAGCAUCACUUCCGGAUGGCUUUCCAGAUAAAUCCAUGUUCUUCUGUUAUAAUGUGUUAUCUUGGCACAGCUUUGCAUGCCUUAAAGAGAGAUGACGAAGCCUUGGUGAUCAUGGAGAACGCUAUUUUAGCCGAUAAGAAGAAUCCUCUUCCCAUGUAUCAGAAGGCUAAUAUACUAGUUAGCUUGGAAAAUUUUGAUCAAGCCCUAGAAGUCCUGGAGGAGCUUAAAGAGUAUAUCCCUCGUGAAAGCAGUGUGUUUGCUUUGAUGGGUAACAUUUAUAAGCGGCGUAAUAUGCAUGAAAAAGCAAUGCUUCAUUUUGGUCUUGCUUUGGAUUUGAAACCACCUGCGACAGAUAUUGCUGCCAUUAAGUCUGCCAUUGAGAAGUUGCAUGUGCCGGAUGAACUAGAAGAGGAGUUGUAGAUCUAGUUGCUUUGACAGGCAGAAUAUGAGAAUGAUCUAAUUCGGCUCAGAUCAUUUAGCCCCAAGGAGUUUGGCCUGCUUGUGCUUUCGAUGGAUGAUGAAUAAAAUGGCUUGAUGCUUGGGACCCCUUCUAGUUGGCAGAUCAUGUGAAGUGGCCUCAUUUCUGUCGGUGAUUCACAAACUAACAGAGGAUGAUGUAACAAAGGUAUUUAAAGCUCUCUCAUAUACAGUGGUAUCAUGAUUGAUGCCAAAGAAAAAGUCUUGUAUCAUUACUCUGUAUUUACUUGUUCAUAGUUGCAGUUGACUCACCAAUCCCUCGAGUGAUACUUGGGCUCAAUAUUCCAUAUUAUUUCCUUCUCUUGUUGA